Nicotiana tabacum (common tobacco) is the source of this 1504-nucleotide messenger RNA. RefSeq lists its product as uncharacterized. The record is from RefSeq and is a predicted model, not a curated record. Lineage: Eukaryota; Viridiplantae; Streptophyta; Magnoliopsida; Solanales; Solanaceae.
AGAAUAGAAGGAAAAGAAGAGAAACAGAAAGAGGGUUUGCAAAGCAAACUCUCUUUUUUGGAUCUCUCAAAAUCAUAUCAAUUUUUUUUAAUAUCUAAUUAGUACAAUCUGACCCCUCAAAAAGAAAGAAAAAAUAGUUUAGAAAGUACCCUUUUCUUCUAAAUUCAGCAUUGCCUUCGUUAUAAUUUUCCAUAUACCUCAUUCCUCCUCUAUCAUUCUCGAAGAAUUUUCUCUACAUUUUCUUGAGUUAUUAAUCAUGAGUAGAUUUCGCGUAAAUUCGUCUCCUGAUUUAGUUGCUAAUUUACCAUCAGAACAAUUCUAUGAUGAUUCAGCUUUAGAAGGGGUUGCAGCCAACAUAAAGUUAUUGUUAAAGUUGACUCAAGAGCACAAAAAUGCUUGUAACAAAGAGAAGAACGAUGGCCGGAGAAUGUUGAGGGUGGCAACCAUGAUGGCCAUUCUUGAUAAUGUUAGGACAAGAAUUCAAAAAUGUCAAUCAUUUGGUAACAAGUCAUCAUCAGAAGCUGAAUUAAGUCGAUGUAAUACGGAUCUUAAGGUUACUAGUCAUGUUCCAAUAGAUAAGAAACACCAUGAGCCGAUGAUUGAUGAGAAAGAAAAACUACGGAAGCAGCUAAACGCGAGCUUGGUAGCACGAAAGAGCCUUGAGGCCAUGUGUUCAAGCUUAGGGAAAGAAAAAGAGAUUAUGGCAUCAGAGCUGUCGAAAAAGGUCCACGAGUUGAAUGAAAUGGAGGACCUCAUCAAUGAUCUAAAAGAACAAAAUGAGAGUUUAGUGGAAAGGUUACACGGAUGUGCCACCGAGCAAAAAGAAAGGAGGUAUAGUAGCAGUGGUGGAGGAGAAACGCAAGGAAACAUUGCCCUCCAAGAGAGAAAUAAGGCACUUUCAGAGCAACUACUAAAGUCGUUGGAUGGUUAUAGAUCCAUUAAGAGGAAAUGGAAGGAUGCACAAGCGGAAAACAUGGCGAUGCAUGCAACCAUGGAGGAAAUGACAGCAAAAGUUGGAGCUGGACUUGCCCGAAUCCACAGCUUUAAAGAACGAAUUGCCUCAGAAAGUGUGCCAUCGGCAGAUAUCCAAGAAGAAAUUGUUGAAUUAGAGCAUAUGUUUGAAUGCUUUGAAAUGCAAGUUGCAAAACAUGGUCAAAAGGAAGGGGAAUGUGUCAAACCAAAAGCAGAGAUUAGUGCUUGCAAGCCUAUAGUUCUUGCAUAGAAGAUAUGCUAACUUAGAAACAAGCCAAACACAAAGGAGAAAAGAUGGUCUUCAACUUAGUCAGGUUAUCUUUAACACGGCCCACAAUCAUGGUGUUCCACAAAUGUACUGAAAUGGAGAAAAGAUAGCACAUUCUUCUCUGCUAUGGAGUUAAUGUAAUGAGUCAAGUAUAUGGUAUGUAAUAGGAAAAUAACUGUGAUGUUGCUUUUUUCAUGUGUAAUUUACAGGUAACCUAUUAUGUCUUUCAGUUUUAUAUUAGUGCUAAUGACAUCAAUAAUCCGA